This is a messenger RNA of Gavia stellata (red-throated loon), 4639 nucleotides long. RefSeq names its product NOC2 like nucleolar associated transcriptional repressor (gene NOC2L). Gene Ontology annotation, cellular component: Noc1p-Noc2p complex; nucleoplasm; Noc2p-Noc3p complex. The transcript has 19 exons. Lineage: Eukaryota; Metazoa; Chordata; Aves; Gaviiformes; Gaviidae. Gene Ontology annotation, biological process: negative regulation of transcription by RNA polymerase II; ribosomal large subunit biogenesis. The coding region runs from base 1 to 2313 and encodes 770 amino acids. Gene Ontology annotation, molecular function: histone binding; transcription corepressor activity. The record is from RefSeq and is a predicted model, not a curated record.
AUGGCAGCCGCCGGCAAGAAGAGGAGCCUGGCGGAGCUGAGCCUGGACGAGUUCCUCGCCGCCGGCUCCGAGUCGGAGCGUGACGGCGGCUCGGAGGAGGAGGAGGAGGAGGCCGCCAGGCCCGCCAAGGGGGCUGCGGCGCAGCGGCGGCAGAGCGGGAAGGCGCAGCAGGCUACCAGGAAGAAGGGAAAGGCGUCUGAACAUAAAGAUCAGCUCUCCCGGCUGAAGGACAAAGAUCCUGAAUUUUAUAAGUUUUUGGAGGAAAAUGAUCGCACAUUGCUGAAUUUUGAUGCUUCAGACAGUUCUGAUGAGGAGGAGGCAUUGCACAUACCACCUGAUACACUGGAGGAAGCAAGUGAUGAAGAUGAAGAAGAGGAACAUAAAACAGUCAAACGGAAGAGAGCUUCUUUCAUCCCUGUGAGCUUGAAAAUGGUUGAAGAAUGGAAAAAAGCUGCAGAGAGAAGGCUAACACCAAGACUUUUCCAUGAAAUCACUCAAGCCUUUAAAGCAGCUGUAGCAACCACCAAAGGAGACAGUGGUGGGGCUGAUCCCAGCAAGUUUCAAGUCACUGAUGCUGCAGUGUUCAAUGCCCUUGUGUCCUUCUGUGUCCGGGACCUGUUCCACUGCCUGCAGAAGCUGCUUCUUCUGAAAGCCCCAAAGAACAAACUAAAAAUGGUCCUCCCUUCCACCAGCCCACUUUGGAGCAAGCUGCGACUGGACAUAAAAGUGUACCUCAGCUGUGCCAUACAACUCCUGUCUUGUUUAACAGAAGCCUCAGUUGGUGCAGCAGUCCUUCAGCAUGUCAGUUCUAUAGUACCUUAUUAUUUGUCCUUUCCAAAGCAGUGCCGUGCACUUCUCAAGCAAGCGAUUAAUUUGUGGAGCACAGGUGAGGAAACAGUGAGAGUACUGGCCUUCCUUGUGCUGAACAAGAUCUGCCGCUACAAGAAAGAGGUGUACCUAAGUCCCUUGCUCAAGCAAAUGUACAUCGCAUUUGUGAAGAACUCCAGGUUCACCUCUCCCAAUGUCCUGCCCAUGAUCAACUUCAUGCAGCGCACACUGACAGAGAUGUAUGCCCUGGACACGCAUACCUCUUACCAGCAUGCCUUCAUCUAUAUCCGUCAGCUUGCCAUUCACUUGCGCAGUGCAAUGACGAUAAAGAAGAAGGAGAACUUCCAGUCUGUUUAUAACUGGCAGUAUAUCCACUGCCUGUAUUUCUGGUGUCGAGUUCUCAGCACAAUCUAUCCCAGUGAGGUCAUGGAGCCGUUGAUCUAUCCUUUGACGCAGGUCAUCAUUGGCUGUAUAAAGCUGGUACCAACGGCUCGUUUCUACCCUCUGCGCAUGCACUGCAUCCGUGCACUUACACUGUUGUCUGAAAACACCAGGACCUUCAUCCCAGUGUUGCCAUUUAUUCUGGAGGUUUUCCAACAAGUGGAUUUCAACAAGAAGCCAGGACGUAUAAGCGCUAAGCCUAUAAACUUCGCAGUAAUCUUGAAGCUUUCCAAUGCCAACCUGCAGGAGAAGGCCUUCCGAGAUGGACUCAUUGAACAGCUCUAUGACCUGAUGCUUGAGUAUCUCCAUUGCCAAGCCUACAGCAUUGGAUUCCCAGAGUUGGUUCUCCCCACUGUCAUUCAGCUAAAAUCUUUCCUGAAGAAAUGCAAGAUUGCCAACUACUGCAAGCCUAUCCGGCAGCUCCUGGAGAAACUGCAGGAAAAUUCUGCCUACAUCGCCAGCAGGCGUCAGAAAGCUACCUUUGGCGUGGCCAGCGGGGAGUCUGUGGAGCAAUGGGAGAAGCAGGUCAAAGAGGAGGGGACACCUCUGACCAAGUAUUAUACUCAGUGGAAGAAGCUAAGAGAGAAGGAGAUACAGCUGGAAAUCAGCGGCAAAGAAAGACUUGAAGACUUGAACUUCCCAGAAAUUAAGCGUAAGAAGCAAGAUGAACGCAAGGAGGAAGAUAAGAAGGAAUUCAAGGACCUCUUUGAGCUGGAGAGUGACUCUGAUGAGGAGAAUGUUGGAUUCCCUAUAAAAGGUAAAGCCAAAGCCAAGCAGGCAUCAGACGACAGUUCAGAAGCAAGCAGCAAGGACUACGGCGAGGAUGAUGAUGAAGAAGAAGGAAAGUAUGAAAUUGAGGAGGACGAGGAAGAAUUGGAAGAAGACAGUGACUCAGAUGAGGAAGGCACGGAAGCCGCUCGGGUUUCCCAAGGGUCACAGAAGCAGAGGAGCUGCACUCGUGGGAUGUCACGCUCUGACCUUGAACAGCUAGCCCAAGGAGAAGACGACAUCGUGGAGGACUUGGCUUUCUCUGAUGAUGACUGAGCACCCUCACGGCCACCCCCUCCACGCUUAUCCCUUACAGAGCUGCUGUGUACUGGCUCACCCAGCCUUCAGCACCUGUAGCUGCUUCUCGAAGAGGUGGUAAGAGCUGGGGAGCACGGAGGGUGGGAGGCCAGCCUCCGCUGCCACCAAGGACUUUCUCCGUGACGCAGCAGAGACGCUACUUGGACUUUCAAACUUUUUCUACCGGUUAUGUUUUUGGUAACAGUAAAAUUGUGGUCACGUCAAAGCCAGUAAAACUGCUCAGCAUAGGUAAUAAAAAGCCCUCAUUAAAAUCUGCUGCUUUAAAUAGCAUAGGGUUCAGUUUCAGCUCCUGCUGGAGCCUGAGCGAGCUGACCAAGGGGCAGGACAAGUUCUUUUGUCUAAGCAUCCUCCUGUCUGUUCAGCCAACCACCCAUGUGGCCCCACAUUUUGCUCUGGGGCCCUCCCCAAACCCUCCCUUUUGCCAAGACCUUCUUAAGGAUUGCAUAGGGUGUUUCAGAGCUUUGUAGCUAUCUUCUUGACUGCAAAUGGAAGCCUUUAUCAGUAACAUCAGAAGCAGCUCAGUCAGUUCAAUCAAGCUGGCUCUAAGUAUGAUAAAGAAGUUAACUUUAAGUAAGUGCCUUAGGAUAUGGGAUGAGGGGGGGAGGUUGUACAGGCAGGAAGGAGUAAGAAGAGGCAAAACUAAUAAUGUAGGAAGCAUACUUUCAUUUCUUUAUUACCUCAGAGCCAACCACUGCAUCACCUGGGCAGCUUCUAGAUGCAGCUCAUUACGUGUCUUCCUGUAGGAGUGGUGCUUGUGGGAGGAUAUUGUGUAGCUCAAGGUGGGUAAGGGCUAUUUGUGAUCUGCUGGGAAAAUACAAACAGCUUAUCUCCCGAGACCACUGUUAGUUUGCAGGACUGGCAGCUAGGAAACAUAUUUCUUUGGAAAAUAAAACUGGAAAUAAAGGGUAUUUACUGAGAGAGGUAGGAGAAGUUAAGUAUUCUUAGGGCAUAUCUGACAGAAUCACUCCUGAAAAUUAACUGUGCCUUUCAAGAGCACUGUUACUUGUUAAUGCAGAUUUUUGGAAAAGAAGAUAGAAGGCCAGGACUAAAUAUGGUCUUUAUUCUUCUCUGCCACCAUUCAGUGAGGUCAGUAGCUAUUGGUCAGCACUGGGGGUGGCCAAGCUACCUGUGCAGAGGUGUGCAUCUCUGCCUUCUGCACUGCCUACAUGUUCCCCUCCAGGCAUCCUUACUCCUGCACAUCACACGAGGACAAGAUGCCUUUUUAAAGAACAUUUUAAAAGAACAACUUUUUUUUUUUUUUAAAGUUCUAUUCUUUUCAUGGAGUCAGAAGAACCACAGCUCAUAAACACUGCCUUAUGGCAGAUAGAUAAAAACCCAAAGGUACUGUAGCCUGACUAGUGGUCUCCCUCUCACCCACGUGUGUGUGUGAUGAUGGCAACUCAGUGUACGUAAAGAGGUAAUUAUGCUCUUCCUGUCCUACAAUGAGUGCUGCUCCUUUCCUGCUUCCAGACAUCAUUACCGCACAGGUAAUUACUGCUGUAGUACAGUGUUGGGGGGUGUUUGCUUCAUUCAGAGUUUGUUAUGUCUUUUUGGAGCUUAGCGGCAGGAACAGGGAUGGGGAGGUCUCUUUUUCCCAACUGCCAGUUACAGUAAUUACUAGACCUGCCCUUCUUAGUCAUGCAUCCAGAUACUCUUCGUCCCAUAAGAGGGAGGACGUAACCUCAGAAAUUAGUAAUUACUAAGUAAGUAUGUUUUACUAUUAUUAACAAACAUCAUUGUUAUUAUCAUUUAUAGCCCACUCUGAGAGGGCCAAAGCAGCUGCUGCCUCACUAGGCGUUUCAGAAGUGCUCAAGACUGAGGUUCCCUACGGCUGGUAAAGCCUGUGUCUUCAGGCAAUUACAUACGGGAGCCUGGGAUAUGACUGCAAAGAUGAGACUUGUAAGGCCCUAACUAUAAGAAAAAGGUUUUAACUUACUUACUUACUUACCUUUGCUUCCAAAAGAGAAAGGAGUUUCUCUAGCUUAGCUGGGCAAGGUGCCGUCUGCCUUAUAGCAGCUGUGACCCGACCCUCAGCUUGGCUUUUAGGCCAGAAAUGUAGCAGCUGGAAUGCACCAAGAGUUACCAACACCAGCGGUAAGGUGUAUGGCCCCAGUGCACACCCAAGGAAAGAAAGGAGACUUCUUGGAUAAAGCAACCACUUACAAGGAGCUCAGGAAGCUAGGUACCAUUUGUAAAUUAAGUGUUUUUCUUUUUUAUUUAAAUUGAUUGCUGGAAAGCAUUUUUAUCGUGAUGUGAUGGAUAAUGACUUUUUUUUUUUUUUUUU